UACUGGCUUUGUCGAAAUAUUUUCCCAUUUUAGUGAUAUUUGAAUAGUAAGGUACAAAACAUCUAAGUGAAUUGUGAAAAAACGAGACAGUUCGUUGCUUGUAAUGAAAUGAUUAAGUGAAAAAACGUUUAGGAAAGAAAAUGUUUACAAUUAAAUCUCUAAUGUUUGGACCAGAAAGAACGGCUCAGAUAAAGCUUCGUGAGACCUUUGUGCAAAACUUAAAUGGAACAUCAAAAGAAGAAAUCAUUUUCUUAGCACCAUUUCCCUAUUUAUUCAUAUUUAUAUCGGUUUUUAUAAAGUGUUGGAUUCUUAGGUCUACAAAAUUGAAUUUAUGUUACAUAAAUGAACUUGGACAAAUUAAAGUUUCCAGUGUGACAAAUUUUUUGCUAGAGUUUCUCACAAUCGUUGUACCGCUUGUACUCCAGUUAACACUCUUUGCAGAUGCUGCCUUUGAAGGCCUUCUUUUCACAUCACUUUUCACAUUUUUCAUAAUCAUAUUUUCUGUGUCGUCACUCAACAACAACAAUUACUGGCGAACUCCUGAUUUCACAAGUUGGUUUCUUUGUAACACCAUGCCUACAAACAAUACUGUAUGUAUUACAUAUUUCAGAACAUUUAUUUUUCUGUUGACAUCAAUAUCAAUUUUAGCAGUGGAUUUCCAAAUAUAUCCCCGUCGAUUUGCUAAAGCUGAAAACUACGGAGUUUCACUCAUGGAUUUAGGAGUAGGUUUGUAUGUCAUGGCAAGUGGUGUUGUUUCCAAAGAAAAAUUUGCAAUUAGAAAAUUUAAAGAUAAUUUCUUUGAGUCCUUACCACUUUUAUGUUUCGGUGUGAUAAGAUGUGUAAUUAUGCAACAAAUUGACUAUCAAAAACACAUUACCGAGUAUGGGACUCAUUGGAACUUUUUUAUUACGCUUGGUCUAGUGAAGAUGAUGGCAAAUAUUAUUUUAAAAUUGUUUAACAAUCACAGUCUUAUAUGCGCGAUCGUCUUGUUAAUGAUUCAUGAGUUUCUUCUUACUUGGUCUUUGGAACAAUACGUAAUGAUGGACCUGCCAAGAGAUAAUCUGAUUAAAGCUAAUCGUGAAGGAAUUGUGUCUCUUCUUGGAUAUCUGUGUAUCUAUAUCAUUGGAAUAUCAACAAAACGCCUUAUUGGUAAUGUUGACAGAAAAAGAGGACAAUCUGUGAAAACAAAACUGCAUUCUAUGAUCGUUUUUAGUGUCGUUUUCUCAAUGUUGUAUCUCACGUUAAAGUUUACUGAGCCCAUCAUUAAAGUAUCAAGAAGACUUGCAAAUACUCCUUAUAUCCUUUGGACUACAACAGUUUGCUUUGAAUACCUCAUAUUAGGGCUUGUACUUGAACUAGCUUUCUUACUCUUUUUACCAAAAAGCACAACCAGCUCUUCCUGUAAUGUUUUCAAUUUGUUAUUACCGGAUCUGUGCAAAGCUAUAAAUAAUAACGCUCUUCUUUUUUUCUUAGUUUCAAAUUUAUCAACAGGGUUUAUUAACAUGUAUUUUGAUGUGCUGAACUUUGAAACGUGGAGAAGUAUGCUUAUGUUGUUAUUAUAUAUGUUGUUCAAUUGUUCUGUUGUGUAUACUUUAAAGCUGGGUAAUAUUAAAAUAAAACUUUAUUAA
Molecule: messenger RNA, 1628 nt
Organism: Macrosteles quadrilineatus (aster leafhopper)
Lineage: Eukaryota; Metazoa; Arthropoda; Insecta; Hemiptera; Cicadellidae
Exons: 1
Coding region: 141-1628 (495 amino acids)
Biological process (GO): GPI anchor biosynthetic process; protein localization to plasma membrane
Cellular component (GO): endoplasmic reticulum; membrane
Molecular function (GO): glucosaminyl-phosphatidylinositol O-acyltransferase activity
Source: RefSeq, a predicted model, not a curated record